Mesorhabditis belari is the source of this 1845-nucleotide messenger RNA. The record is from the annotation of a GenBank genome assembly. NCBI's taxonomy places the organism in Eukaryota, Metazoa, Nematoda, Chromadorea, Rhabditida, Rhabditidae.
AUGGCUGCGUCCGAAGAAGAGAAAGGAGCUCUAGUUGAGAGUGGACAAGCGAAAUUUGAUAAGUACAAUCAACUAAUUUCAGGAUCGAGACACGGUCGCUGUUGGCGGUGGAGCGAAGAUUGUUGGGCUCACGAAAGAGCAGCUCGAACAGUACAAAAUGAUCCUUUCUGGAAACCAUUCAGAUACAUUCUCUUCGCUCUCUUUUGGUUGGCCUGGUUGGCGAUGUUCGCGGGAGCAAUUCUGAUCGUCUUGUUGUCACCGAAGUGCGCGGCAAAGCAAGAGCCCGAUUGGUGGCAAACGAAAGUCUCGUAUCAGCUCCUCACGCCGACUUUCUACGAUACGAACGGUGACGCGGUCGGUGAUUUCCCGGGAAUUCGCGAGAAGUUAGACUUUUUGCGCAAAAUCGGCAUCACCACCAUUUAUCCAACACCAGUGGUCACAACGGAUAAAAAUGAAAUCUACAACGAGUACGAUGUUACCGAUCAUCAGACUGUUGACGUGAGAUUCGGUACGGAGGAAGACUUCAAGAAGCUCAUCGAUCUUGCUCAUGAUCGGGAUAUGUAUCUUGUGAUGGAUUUGCCGAUCUCAUGCGUCUCUCCAAACCAUCCAUGGUUCAAGGAUCCCUUGAAAGCCGACUACUUUGUCUUCUCCACCGAAGCCAAACCAUCACCGAAAUUCAUCGAUUCCCCAAAUCAUCCAGGAAAGAAAUAUCUGAGCUGUCAGCUCGGCUCAACUCCAUCCAAGAACCCGGUGCUGAACUGGAAGAAUACAGAGAUCCAAGAAUACUUCAACGCCACCCUCGAAAAGUAUUUGCUACUCGGCGUUGACGGUUUCCACAUCGAUCACAUCUCUCUGCUUGCCACGAAACCCGACGGAUCUUCUGAUCACGAUGCCUCGAUUGCUAUUCUGAAAAAGCUGACGACAGAUCUAUUCGAUUUCGUUAAACACUCGUCGGAUGUGAGCAACAAGAAGAUUGUUCUAUUCUCUUCUCUGAAAGACGUCGACGAGUUGGAAGUGAAAGCGAGACAAACAGGCGGUCUUCAUUAUGUGAUUGACUCGAGCUUUUCCAAUCUCGAUUCCGCUACCUGUUCGUCGGGUGUCGCCAGCUGUGUCCACGAUGCUCUCACCACUUCAUAUAAAAAACACGAUUCCGACAAUUUCACUCCGUUCUGGCAAUUCUCAAACGCGAACUCGCGCCGACUUGCCUCUCGUUUCGAUGCGGAUACCGCGAAUUUGCUCACAUUCACGCAACUCACCCUCCCCGGAGCGAUUUCCGUUUACUAUGGACAGGAAAUCGGUCUCGAGAACGUGGAAGGACGCAAAGACGGUCAGCGUGGGCUGAUGCAAUGGAAAGAGAAAGGCAACGAUCAUCACGGUUUCAUCAAGGAAAAGGAGUUCAAGGAUAGCGAUAUCUACUACCCGGAACAAGCCAAAGACAAGGGCGGAGAUAAUUUCGAGGCUCAAUAUAAAGAAACUGAUUCGGCUCUCAAAGUGUUCAAGAAAUUGGCUCAACUCCGUCAACGAGACCCGGCACUGAUUCUGGGAACUACGGUUCGAGAUACUUUAAUGGAUGACGUGAUCACCUUUGGAAGAUUUGUUCCCGGUGUCAAUGGGACUGCCGAGGGUUCGGCCUACAUUGUUGUGCUGAACUUUGGCGAAAAGGAAACCGAAGUUGAUUGCACGAAGUUGGCCGACAAGGGAAUUCUCCCCACCAACAAAGCACUUACUACUGUCGAGGUGUCUGCUUUCACCACGGGUGUCAAACACUAUGAGGCUCGACAAAAGCUUGACGUCUCUUCCACCAAGAUCAAACUGCCUGCAAAACAAGGAAUCCUUCUGAAACUC